Molecule: messenger RNA, 1480 nt
Organism: Camelina sativa (false flax)
Lineage: Eukaryota; Viridiplantae; Streptophyta; Magnoliopsida; Brassicales; Brassicaceae
Source: RefSeq, a predicted model, not a curated record
UCUCUGUCUUUGUCUUCUUUAUUUUUCUGGGUUUAUUCGCAUGUUUCGAUGUUUUGGUAAAAGUUUGAUUUGUGUUCUUCUUUCUUAGUCGGGAGUGGUCAAUUGUUUUGGAAAUUUUGUUUUUUAAGUAUGAUUUUUUUCGUCUCUUCCGAUUCAGUUAGAUCAGAUUGUUUACGCACUUUCGAGUUCUGUCGAAGUUUCUCAGACGAUGUUCAGUUUUUGAUACUUGUGAAUCUGAAUCUCUGUUGUCUGCUGAGUCUGUGUCUGCUGAUGUCAUAAUGAAAUUUUGAGACUUUGCGUUUACGCGAGAGCUCCCUUGGCUUAGUCUCAUACGCCACCUCUUCUUUUGGUCACAUCACACAUAUCUAUACUAGUCAAUUCUUUUUCCUUUGGUCAUAAAUUCUGAUUCUAUCCUAUGUUGACUUGUUUUGUUGGAUUAAGCUGGUGAAGUAACAUGUUCUCAUGUUGCGUACUAAUCUCCUCAUUCACUUUAAAUCAAGUUUGUACUGUAGGGAAUCAAAAAAUAAUUUAUGAAAGAAAAAAAAAAUAAUUGAUUUUUGUAUGAAGGGCAUCAGAGUAUCCAGAGGAGUAUGAUGGUGGCUGCGUGCAGAUGAGAUUAUCUUACAGCCCCGCGGCUCAUCUCUUUCUCUUCCUUCUUCAGUGGACGGAUUGUCAUUUCGCUGGCGCUCUUGGAUUGCUUAGGAUCCUCAUUUAUAAGGCAUAUGUUGAUGGUAAGACCACAAUGUCGCUACAUGAACGGAAAGCUAGCAUCAGAGAAUUCUAUGAUGUGUUGUUUCCUUCGCUAUUGCAACUUCACGGAGGGAUAACCGAUGUAGAAGAAAGGAAACAGAAGGAGAUAUGCGACAAAAGAUACCGGAUAAAGGACAGAACAGACAAAGGGAAGAUGUCAGAGAUCGACUUGGAGAGGGAAGAAGAGUGUGGCAUUUGCUUGGAGGUUCGGAAUAAAGUUGUUCUUCCUACUUGCAAUCACUCCAUGUGUAUAAACUGCUACAGAAACUGGCGUGCACGGUCACAGUCGUGCCCGUUCUGUAGAGGCAGCUUGAAAAGGGUGAAUUCUGGUGAUCUAUGGAUUUACACUUCGAGCAAAGAGAUUGCGGAUAUACCAGCGAUUUACAAGGACAAUCUGAAGAGGUUGUUGAUAUACAUUGACAAGUUGCCUCUCGUUGCUUCUGAUCCAAAUCUAAUCUCUUAUGCUCCUCUUGCUCGCUGAACAGUUCACUCACUCUCUCUCUAUUUCUUCUAGUUAUGCACAUAGCAAUAUUACAUCAUCUCUUUGUGCCCACUUUGUAUAUAACAUUUUAUGUGUUUUCUCUCUUUCUGUUUCUGCCUCUAAGUUAUUUUUUUUUCAGCUCUCUACAGUCUCUCACUCUCUCUGGUUUGGAUUUUGUGUAUAAACAAACCACCUUUGGUUAACCACAUUGAUAGAUCUCGAUAUCACACAUUUGUUGACGUGGGUUUA